CCAUAGAAAAUCUGCUUCGGUUUUCUAUGGCUGCCGUUAUUUAGGCCUAAGAUACUUGAAAGAACCCGCGGGAGACGGCUCCAACUUCCAACUACCAAACACUCUCUCUCUCUCUCUCUCUCUCUCUCUCUGUAGAAACAUGGCAGCUAUUCUCUCCUUUGCUUCCAUCACUCCCCAUCUCAAUUCCCACCACCACACACUCAUUUUCAAACCAAAUUACUGUCCCAAAAAGUACAGAUUGCGAUGCAAUGGAGAGAACCCAGGAAGCAAUUCUUCGAGUAGUCGAGAAUCCGAACCCGAGAAUGCGCUGCUCAAGAUAGCUUGGUAUGGCUCUGAGCUCCUGGGAAUUGCUGCUUCGUUCUUCCGUUCCCCGUCAAAUGUUGAAGCUCCUGAAAGAGUUCUUGAGCUUGCUGGAGAUGGGUCAGCAGUGAUUGAGCGUGCCAUAGUUGUGGAGACCAUCAAAGAUGACUUUGAAAGAUCAUAUUUCGUCACAGGGAACCUUACACUUGAUGCUUAUGAAGAGGAUUGUGAAUUUGCCGAUCCAGCUGGUUCCUUUAAAGGGCUUCGCCGUUUCAAAAGGAAUUGUACAAAUUUUGGGUACCUUAUAGAAAAGUCAAGUAAGCAGCUGAUGAAGUGGGAAGACUUUGAGGAUAAGGGAGUUGGGCAUUGGCGAUUUAGCUGUAUCAUGUCAUUUCCUUGGAAGCCCAUUCUUUCUGCAACUGGGUAUACAGAGUAUUAUUUUGACACACAAUCAGGAAAAGUAAGCAGACAUGUGGAGCACUGGAAUGUUCCCAAAAUGGCUUUACUGAAGCAAAUUCUGAGGCCUAGCAGGGGGUUAUGGAGCAAGAGAGUAGGUGCUUAAGGUAUACAUUGAUGAAGCUUGUAGCUGAGUAGGUUUUGAAAAGAUAUACAUUCCCAAAUAAUACUCAAAUAAUUAUAUGUUGAUAGAAAAAGGUCGAGAUGGUGACACUUCUCUCAAGACUGAUGAUUCAGUUGCUGUGAUCUGCUUAUGAUCAGCAUUGGAGAUUUUCUCUUGGAAGCAUUAGUUCAACUAGAGUUUAUAGGAAAGAAAGAGAUUUUACUUAUUUGUGAAUUAAUAUCGUGUUUAGAAAGAAAUUUCUGCUUUUGGCAUUUUUCCCAAACAUUUGAUCUUGCUACUGGUUUGUCACUUGU
Molecule: messenger RNA, 1173 nt
Organism: Corylus avellana
Lineage: Eukaryota; Viridiplantae; Streptophyta; Magnoliopsida; Fagales; Betulaceae
Product: Nuclear transport factor 2 (NTF2) family protein
Source: RefSeq, a predicted model, not a curated record